CGUCCUCCUCGCUGGGCAGCCGCCGGCGACCCGCGAGGCCAAGGGGCGUGGGACACCCCGCGGGCACGGCGGGCAGCAGGCGGCCCGCCCCGGACCGGAGGGUUGGGGUGGCGGCCGCCGCGCACGUGUCUGUCGUCAAUGGCGACAUCGUACCGACGUCGCGUCGAUGUCACCCUACCGUGUCGUCGAAGUAAGUAACCGAAGCUACCGGAUAAAAAUAUCGACAUGUAAGCUGACGCUGACCCGUGUACGCGAGGCGCUGCGCCGCGCCGAAGAGCGGCCCCAGGAGGUUCGCGGCGAACCGCCACCCGGGCGACGAGGACGCCGUCAGGAGGCCAUCCCGGAGCCAGCGCCCCCAGGUGGCUGCAGCAGCGCGUGUGGAAGUAAAACAACUUUGUCUGUCGGCGCAUUGCCCCGUCCUGGUACCGCCGCACCACGCCAUAUGUGUGCUGCUCCACAGUGAAAUGACGGUAAAAACAAUAUCGAAAUUUUGCCUUUUCGAUAUCGUUUUGACAUUUUGACAUCGUUUCGGUGUGUAGUGUAUCGCACGGUGUCUGUACCGAUGUGACAGCGCCGGCCGUGGUGACCUGUGCCCUCGCACCGGCACCUCCAGCCGUCCUCGCCGUCCUCGCACAGGCCGCCGUUCUCGCACGGCAGCGAGCAACACGAGCGCGCCCACCCGCCGGUCCGGUUGUCCGCCGGGGCCGCAGGGCCGCCGACGACGUGGGGCUGACUGUUUCGCAUCGACGGAGGCCUCCUGGAGGGUAGCAUGGAGGCGGCCAGGACGCACCCCACCAACGCCACCCAGGCCCAUGCCGACCCCGGCCGCCACCCAGUGCCCACGAGGGAAGACCCGCCUGGCAGUGUGCAAGCCUUUUUCGCUGCCAUGGCAGAAAUCUCUCUCUCUCUCUCUCCCCUUUUAUGAAGUUUCGGGAGGAACUUUUUUUGUUGUUUCCAGGUGCGGUUUCCCUUUGCAACACUGCUCCCCUGCGGCCUGAUUGUCUGCUGUUGCCGUGUUGACAAUGCCCCCGGGACGGGAGAUACGUUAAUCCCUCCCGCUGACGUUGUCGGGCUGCUCCUGCUCCCGCAUUAGCACGGGGGCGGACUAUAGCGUCCCGUAGACAAAGCGAUCCACCCCCGUUGAUAUGGCGGCCGCCAGGUCCACGACGAGGAAGGCGUCCGCGACGGCGGGGUCCUCGUCGGCCAUCAGGGUGAGCGGUGAGGCGCUGCCGCCCGGGCGACGGUCGGCGCCGCAGGGGUUGGAACCGGAAAAGCUGGACUCGUGGUUCGAGGGCGUGUCGCAGCCGUCGCGCCGCAUCCAGGACCUGGUGAGGCGGAAGCGCGAGCGCCACGACGGGCUGGUGCGGCAGCUGCGGCAGGAGCUCUUCCGGGAGCGGAGCGCCGCCGAGAGCACCGUGGCCUUCAUCUCCGCCAACCUGCGCACCGAGCUGGACAAGGCGUCCCUCAUGGUGAAGCUCAAGGGGCAGGAGGUGGCCGGGCUGCAGCAGGCCGACGCCCGCGCCUUCGCGGAGGCCGUGGCCGCGGCCGGCGACGUGGUGCAGCAGCUCACUGAGCAGCGGCGCCGCGCCGUCGACGCGUUCUACGACCUGCUGCUCGACGUGGAGGGCGAGCACCAGAAGCGCGCCAAGGGCGCCCUCAAGAAGUACGGCGCCGCGCUGGCCUCCAACGGCCACCUCCCCCCGCACCGGCUGCAGCCCGUGCUCGACGCCGAGAGGAAGGAGGUGAGCGAGCUGCAUCUGCGGCAUGUCAUCAGUUUCGGGGACCUGCGCCUGUGCCUUAACAUGCACGCCGAGCGAGACUGCCGCCGCUUCAGGGAGGCCGUGGAGAACACCAAGCGCCUGGCCAGCGAGCAGCGGCAGCGCGGCGCGCUCACGGCCAUACAGUCAGUGCUGCUCAUGGGCGUGCCCCACGCAGUCAGCUACACCCAAGUGCAUAGAUGAUAUCUGUAUUAGUAGUUUACAAAUAUUUUCAAAAUACAACAAAAAUAUUACACGUUAUUUCGCAUGUUUGUCAUUACAUUCGAACACUAGUCUAAGACAAAGUGCUUUAACAAUGAACGACUCAAUGAUCUCCUUGCAGGGAAGCGGGAAACAAAGCAUUAGAU
Molecule: messenger RNA, 2125 nt
Organism: Frankliniella occidentalis (western flower thrips)
Lineage: Eukaryota; Metazoa; Arthropoda; Insecta; Thysanoptera; Thripidae
Exons: 3
Coding region: 1146-1961 (271 amino acids)
Source: RefSeq, a predicted model, not a curated record